Messenger RNA from Alligator mississippiensis (American alligator), 4066 nucleotides. Its product is annotated as zinc finger protein 436-like. The coding region runs from base 771 to 2858 and encodes 695 amino acids. Gene Ontology annotation, biological process: regulation of DNA-templated transcription. The transcript has 7 exons. NCBI's taxonomy places the organism in Eukaryota, Metazoa, Chordata, Crocodylia, Alligatoridae. The record is from RefSeq and is a predicted model, not a curated record.
UGUCCCUAACCACAUGAAAGCACUUUUUAAUACGACCCGCCUGCCCCCCGGCUCAGCCCCAUGUGGCCCGUCCUGGCCAUCCCGCCCAUCUCCAGCGGCACCGCGGCUCCUCUCCGGGCGGGACAAGCCGGGCCGCGGCCCGGGCACGAGGGGCCCACGCACGUGUUUCCGAGCAGGGAAAGGCCCGGGGCAGGGACACACCCCGGGGACGAGACGCGGGCGGCCCCGAUCCUGUCCCGGGUCGGGCCGGGCCCGGCCGCUCCCUUCGGCCGCAGACAGGACCCUCCUCCCGCCCCCUGCCCGGGCCCGCCGCUUCCUCUGCCCCGGCCCGGCCCGGGGCAUCGCGGGCAGAGAGGCGGCGGCUGCCGGAGCGGAGACGCCGCGUGCGCGGAGCGAGUGUGCGGGGCGCGGGGCUGCGGGGCCGGGGCCGGGCUGCCAGGGCGAGGGCGAGGGCGGCUGCGCUGCGCUGUGUCCUUGCCCGCAGGCCGGGCAGCGCCGUGCGCGAGCGCAGGGAGAGUCGAGCCCGGCGGGACGGGACGGGCCGGGCCGGGCCGCGGCGGGUCCCGGGGACGCGGGAGCCCGGGGCAGCCUGCGCCUUCCCCGCCAGCCCCGGGCAGCCGAGGGGACGCCGGAGGAGCGGGAGCCGGGGGCUCCGGCCAGGACACGGGGCUCGUGCCGGCCCGGCGGGGACCAGGUGCGCGUGGCCGAGGCGGGCGGCAUUACAGGCAGAAGAGCAGCAGCUGCGGGAGGAGCCGGUCCGAGGCGGGGAGAUGCGGGGGCAGGAGCGGAGCCAGGCCAUGCCGCCCCCGCCUCAGCCCCAGGACCCCUCGGAGACCCCCCCGCCGGCACCGGGGCACGACCUCCCCGCCCCGCACGCCUGGCGCCAGCGCUUCCGGGGCCUCCGCUACCGGGAAGGCGCGGGGCCGCGGGAGGUGUGCGGCCGGCUGCGGGAGCUGGCCCAGCGCUGGCUGGAGCCCCAGCGCCGCAGCAAGGAGCAGAUGCUGGAGCUGGUGGUGCUGGAGCAGUUCCUGGCCAUCCUGCCCCGGGAGACGCGGAGCUGGGAGUGGGGGCGCGGCGUGGAGACCUGCGCCCAGGCCGUGGCCCUGGCCGAGGGGGUUCAGCUGGGGCAGGAGGAGGACGAGACGCUCCAGGUCACAGUGAGUGUGAAGGCCGAGGAGGUGUCCUCAGACAAGAUGCAGCUCGUGGGGACAUUGCAGGACCCUGGUGCUUCCUGGCCGGCGCAACCGAGGACCCGUGGUGUGGACGGCCCUGUGGAGGAGUGGGGAGAGAGGGAAACCCUGGGGCCUGGGGACAAGCUACCUCGUGUCCCCAAAGAGGAGCCCUUGCCCCAGCAGGAGUCAGAUGUGCCCAACCCCGAGGAGACCGGGGAGGUGUCAGCAGACAACAGCUGCUCAGGCUGGUGCCCCAGACGAGGCCCUUCCCCAGGUGAAGGUGCUGGGACCCUGAGCAGAGCAGAGCAGCAGCUUCCUGAAGAGGGGCCUGGGAACCUGGAGCUGCAGAGGACUUCCCCAGGGAGACCGGAGGAGAGGAGCUCCCUGACACCUGAGCCGGGCCAAGUGCAGAGGGGACAGGGCAAGCCUCCAAAGCAGGAGGAGAGCUGGGAGCUCCGGGAGGUGUUUGAGGAUGUGGCUGUGUAUUUCUCACGGAAGGAGUGGGAGCUGCUGGAAGAUGACGACAAGGUGCUUUACCAGGACCAGAUGCUGAAGAAUUACCAGGCCCUCGUUUCCCGGGGAUAUGGAGGUCUCACACCUGACUUAAUCUGCCGCAUCCAGCGAGGAGAGGUGGAGCUGUGGGUCUGUGAUGAUGAAAAUGGUGGAGAUACCUCAAGGUUGGAGGACCUGCUGCCAGGAGGUGCCUGGCUGCUGCACAGAGCUGAGAAGCAGCCUCCUGCGGAAGCGCGUGCAGACCUGGAGCCAGCAUGGACUUCCCCAGGGAGUUUGGGUGAGAUGGACACCCCGAGACCUGAGAAGAUGAGGCAUACUGGCAAGAAGCCCCAUGUAUGUGCCAAGUGCGGGAAGAGCUUCACCUGGUCCUCACACCUGAUCCGGCACUACUUCACACACACAGGGGAGAAGCCACAUCGGUGCUCAGAGUGUGGGAAGAGAUUCACCCGCUUCUCUGACCUGGCUCGGCACCAGCGCACCCACGUGGAAGAGAAGGCAUAUCAGUGCUUGGAGUGUGGGAAGAGAUUCCCUCAAUCUUCCCAUCUAGGCAAACCCCAGCUUUUCCGCACAGGGGAGAAGGCAUAUCGGUGCUCAGAAUAUGCAAAGAGCUUCAUUUGUUCCUCUGACCUGACCCAACACCAAUGCAUCCACACAGGGAAGAAGCCGCAUCAGUGCUCAGAGUGUGGGAAGAGUUUCACCCGCUCCUCGAACCUGAUCCGGCACCAGGUGAUCCACACAGGGGAGAAGCCACAUUGGUGCUCUGUGUGUGGAAAGAGCUUCACCCAGUCCUCCCACCUGAUCCGGCACCAAUUAAUCCACAGAUGGGAGAAACCAGGGUGGUGUUUCGAGUGUGGGGAGAGCUUCCUUUCAGCCUCUGACCUGGCCCGACACAAGCGCAUCCACACAGGGGAGGAGCCACAUCAGUGCUCAGAGUGUGGGAAGAGCUUCACCCGCUCCUCCAGCCUGGUCCAGCACCAGAUGAUCCACACAGGGGAGAAGCCACAUCGGUGCUCAGAGUGUGGAAAGAGCUUCACCCGCUCCUCCAACCUGGUCCAGCACCAGAUGAUCCACACAGGGGAGAAGCCACAUCGGUGCUUAGAGUGUGGGAAGAGCUUCACCCGCUCCUCCCACCUGACCCAGCAUUGGUUCAUCCACAUCCGGAAGCAUCCAUAGUUUUGGGGGCAAUGCAGGAAAGUGUUUGGGUAUGCCCACCUGCUCAGUGCCACCAGUGGCUGCCUUGAGGCAAGCAGUCUCGUGCUUGUGGACUGCAGCAAGAGUUCACCCAGCCUUUGGCCCUUCUAUGGACCUGCAGACCCCACAGGAGCCAGAGGCUGGCCCCAAGAUUUGGUGGUGGAAGGGGCUAAGAGGAAAUACCUGAGGCAGAGGCCAGUCUGGAUGCUGGAAGAACCGGUGGCGGACCUCUGCAUCAGCCUUGGAGCCUGUGUCUGUGCCAUCAUUCUCUAAAAGUGAUCUAUGCUUCAUGGGGGGGAAGAAGUGGCUCCAAAAUCGGGUGCCUCUCCAAGACAGCUUGCUCCAAAAGACACCCAGGGACUGUCCUUGCCAGCUCCCACCUUCCUCUUCCAUCCUGGCCCCCGGGAUUCUGGUAUGUCAGGCACCAGAGUUGCAGGAAAGAGGACAUUUAUGGCUAGGGAAGCAUUUCUUGUCCUCCGCCCUGACCUCCCCUCUCCUCCCCACUACUUCACCCCUCCCUAGACCUGUACAUGCCCAUCGUGGUCUGCAAGGACCUCAGCUGCCACCCCUGAGUCCAGCGUGGCAGGUUUUGCUUCUCAGCCCCUCUUCCGUGGGUUUUUUUAGGUCUUGGGUGCUGGAAGUGCCAUGUCCUGCUGUCAACUCUGCAGGAUCACACCUUGCUGACAAAUCUGCUUAGUUUUUAUACUGUUUCUUCAAGGCAUUUUGCUUGAUGGUUGGCCUACUUAAGCCUGAACAAAACGGAGGAAAAGGUUGAUUAUCAUAUCACAACUCUUAAUUGCCGGGCUCCUGUUCUUGAUUGUCUAGGUGUAAAGACUGUAUCUGUGGCCCCUGUAAUAAUGGGUCAAUCACAGAUGAUGGGCUUUGAGUGUCCGACAGGAUACUUAGAGGUGUCACCACCAAACCUGUUUUGGGGUGCUUGUAUAUCAAUGGGGAGCUUGUACUGGUGGUGGUCUAUUUACCAAACUGCAGACAUGCAGUGAAUGGCUUGGACAUUUCUAACACCUUAGAGUGACAUUGGAUUCCUGGUUUGAGUAAUGUGAGACUGUCGGGGACAGAACAUCCUCCCUGUAUUCAGUGUACCUUUUACAGGUUUCUUUUGAGAUGCAUAUAUAGCCUUUUGUUUCCUUUAUCUGCUAGGUCAAUUGAAAUGCAUAUGUGGUUUCCUUGUC